CCUCGUCUGGGUUUUCCCCGGAAGCGGAAGCCCAGAUUCAUGUGGAGCGACAGCAGCAGCAGCCUCGGUCCGCUGACGCUUGUAGUCGCCUCUGACACGGCUAACGUUUGCUCCGGUUUGGCCCGGUGGGGUUCGGUUGGGUUGGUACUUUAUCUACUUCACCUGCACAGUAAACAUUAUGUCGGCCGCGGAUCCCCGGUCCUCGAGUGACGGCGGGCCGGCCAGCAGAGGAGGAUUCCCGGCUGGGGAGAGCAGCAACGACCGCAACGGGCCGGGCGGCAGCAGCGGCGGCGCGGAGGGCGAACCGGAGCGGGACCGGGCCACCUUCGAGUGUAACAUCUGUCUGGACACCGCCCGGGACGCGGUCAUCAGUAUGUGCGGACACUUGUUCUGCUGGCCCUGUCUUCAUCAAUGGUUGGAGACGCGGCCCAGCAGGCAGCAGUGUCCUGUGUGUAAAGCGGGCAUCAGCAGAGAGAAAGUCAUCCCGCUGUACGGCAGGGGGAGCUCCAGCCAAGAGGACCCCAGGUUGAAAACUCCCCCUCGGCCCCAGGGACAGAGAACAGAGCCGGAGAGUCGGGGCGGGAUGUUUCAGGGUUUCGCGGACACCGGCUUUCACAUGUCUUUCGGCAUCGGUGCUUUCCCCUUCGGCUUCUUCACCACAGUCUUCAACGCCAACGACCCCUUUCACAGAGCAGACCAGUAUGCAGGGGAUCAGCAAGGCACCCCUAACCUCAACAACGGCAGUAACAACUGGCAGGACUCCCUCUUCCUGUUUGUGGCCAUCUUCUUCUUCUUCUGGCUGCUGAGCGUGUGACGUGGACCGGAGUCUCUGGAUCUAUGAGCAAGAGGGAGGAGUGCGGGAAAAAAACCUCCCACACGCUAAACUAAAGCCACAGACACACACUCAUUCUACAUUUCCUAGCAGGUACUAACUUAAGAGAGAGUGGAGUAUUGUGUUGGAUCCCAAAACAAGAAGUACACGAUGUAUUAUAUCUAUUUGGUUUUCCCCUCCUGGCAAAGGCUGGUUCACUUCCUCAGCCUACCUGCCUGCCUACCUACCUACCUACCUACCUACCUACCUGCUUCAUUGAUUUUUGUUUACCCAAGUUGUGCGUAAACCCAAAAUCAUGAAUCAUGUUGGCGCUUGUUUUCUUCAUGCACCUGUUCAUAAACACACCCAGAACAAUAACUGCUGGGGUUCAGAGACAGUAUUAAGUGAUCAGGGUAUGUCAUGGGUUUUCUUUUUUUUAAGGUGCGGAAGAGGUUCUGUUUUUUUGGUUUUUCACAUUCCUCUUGUGGAGUUAAAAUGAAAAGAGAGGGAAGGCUAUUUGCUAUUUCUUACUCUAGAUGGCCAAAGAGUAGCAGAUGAUUCAUGUCCGAUGUCAGGGGGGUGAAAAGUGUAAAUGAUUUGUGUUCCUGUUUACAGUUUCCUCGUGAAUUGAACAAGAACUCCUAGAAUUAACGACUAAUGCUUGAAAACAGACAGACAAGUAGAAAUAGCACAUUUGUCUUAACGAAAACCUGCCAUUGCACUGUGAAGUCAUUUGUAGACGCAGCUGUCCUAAAGAUUGGAGCGUGUGUUGGCGUGUAACCACUUGUUGUGUCUUUCCUCACAAAGCUGUACAAACAAGGGACGAUUUAGCCCCAGUUUGGUAGAUUUCUUCGCAUCAACAUGAGCAACUUGAGAGUAAAAAGCAAUCUGACACACAGUUUGUUUAUUAAAGAGCAAAUUGUUGAGAGAGAAACGUUCUGACUAAUAAAGUAGCUCGAUAAGAUCUACACAAUACGUCAUGAAGGCAGACUCGAUGCAACGCGCGAGGAGAAUCCUUUCAGUCAUUUGUUGAGGGGAGAAUUUACAGGAAGCUUUCUGUCAAGGUGAUUCGUUUUUUCUUGACUGUCUGAGUGAGUGUGUAAACAUUAUAUAUUUGUAUAUAUGAAUAUUGUAAAUGCUGUUUUUACGUGUUUUCUGAGUGGAUGACCAGCCACAGAGGGAGAAAGGUUUGAGCGAGUUGGCCUCAAGAUGCUUUUGUAAAUCAAGUGAAUUCCUUUUAUUAGAAUAUGCUUGCAGCCCAAAUAACUCCUACAAACUUCACCAAUUGAUUUAAAUACAUAAAGUUUGUCCUUCCCUGCUAAUGUGAUUUGAUAUGGGGAGAUUUGCUCUUUUGUAACUGACACAGUGGACCUUAAUUUACUGAACACUGUUUAAAGCAGUUGAGCAAAACUAACACGCAUUCAUCUUAAUAAUAUCUGACAAGUUAAGGAAAAAGUGCCACUCACUUCUUUCUUACUCCACACACACUUCUUUCAGUCACAAACCGCUUCAUGGGAGUUUUUAUUCCCCACAUAUACACUAUAACUUCCAAACACAUUUUGGUGUGUGAUACCGCUGUAAUUCAGCUGAUCUAGAUGCAAUGGGUCGGACAAUAAAACAUCACACCAGGGUCAGAGAAACUCAAGGUGUUCUGUGGGAGAAACAGAAUUGCUACUGGAGCUCGUCAUUUCUUUCAUACCUGUCUGUUCAAGCAACUUUUUGUAUUAUAAGGCUUAUGUGACACUAAAUGAUGGAAGUCACGAUUUGACAGAGUUAAAUGGGAGACAUUGUGCAAAACCAAAUGAUGUAAGAGAUUAAAACUUCAUUAAAAACAAA
Gymnodraco acuticeps is the source of this 2647-nucleotide messenger RNA. RefSeq names its product ring finger protein 5 (gene rnf5). The transcript is spliced from 6 exons. Gene Ontology annotation, cellular component: endoplasmic reticulum. Gene Ontology annotation, molecular function: metal ion binding; ubiquitin-like protein conjugating enzyme binding; ubiquitin protein ligase activity. The record is from RefSeq and is a predicted model, not a curated record. NCBI's taxonomy places the organism in Eukaryota, Metazoa, Chordata, Actinopteri, Perciformes, Bathydraconidae. The coding region runs from base 179 to 814 and encodes 211 amino acids. Gene Ontology annotation, biological process: ubiquitin-dependent protein catabolic process.